Belonocnema kinseyi is the source of this 393-nucleotide messenger RNA. RefSeq lists its product as uncharacterized. The transcript has a single exon. Lineage: Eukaryota; Metazoa; Arthropoda; Insecta; Hymenoptera; Cynipidae. The coding region runs from base 1 to 393 and encodes 130 amino acids. The record is from RefSeq and is a predicted model, not a curated record.
AUGUGGUCACAAUUUUGCUUGCGAGGAAAUUACGAGUGUAAAGAUAUUUUACCUGCACUGAUCUCCAAGUACAACAAUACCAAACAUCGAUCAAUCGGUAUGAAGCAAAAAUAUGUCGCUGCCGAGAAUGGCUUGGAGCGUAUGCAGAGCUUCAAAAAACUAUGGAAUAUACUAAAGAAGAGACUAAAGUUUAAAGUGGAUUUUAGAGUUCGAGUGAACAAGCACAAACAGGUCUUCGAGAAAGGAUAUACACUCAAUUGUAUGACUGAGACAUGCACUAUUGAUCAGAUUAUGUUGAUGAAUGCAGUGACGUACACGCUCAAGGACUAUAAAGAUCAACCCAUUGCUAGUAGAUUCUAUGAACAAGAACUUCUCAGAGUAACAACAUCCUGA